CUGAUUGUUAUAAAAUGGAUACUCCCCCAAAAAACGUAACUCAGAUGGAGAAUCCGAUUUCUAAACUCAAACUCGAGAACUCGCCAGUGUUCAACUACAUAAACAGUCUGUCUCCAAUCAAACCUGUCCGAUCAUUACCAAUCGCUCAAACCUUUGGCUCUCUAAGUUACUCAUCUCCUCCGUCUGUCUUCACUUCCCCUCACGUCUCUUCUCACAAAGGAUCUCGUUUCAAAAGUGAUCAUAACCAUGUGCCUACUUCCGUUGGAGAAGACGAAGCUUUACGUGAAACUGAACCGCCACAAAUCUUACAAAACGAGUGCACUACGGAUCUGCUGAAGAUGUGUGACGGCAAUGUUAAGCAGAAAAGUGAAACUCCGGAUUGGGAUGCUAUGAUUUCGGAUUCUUCUGAUAUUCUGAUUUUGGACUCAGUGAAUGAUUCGGAGGCUUCUAGAUGCUUCUUGGAGAGACCAUCAGACUCCAAAACACGCUCAUUGGGUGUUGCAAAGUCUACACUGGAGCCUCUUAUGAAUAUCGAUGAUGCUCUUCACCGUGGAGUGAGAAGACGCUGUCUUGGCUUUGAGCAAACUCCGGUCGCAUCUUCAUCUAGAUGUGCAGUACCUAGCAUUGGUCUGCAUUUUAACACCAUUGCAAUGUCCUCUAAUGACAACAAUGUUGGUAAUGAGUACUCACUAUCUGGAAACAUAAAAGUGGGUUUGCAAAGCUCUAUCACCUCGGUUCUUAACUCGCAAGACAAUGUGGGAGUAAGUGAAACCGGGGAAGAUGCAGGACAAGGUGUAGAAGAAGGUCCAAAGUCUUUAGCUCUAGUAGAACUGAAUCAGAGCAGCCCCAAGAAGAAAAGGCGCAAGUUUGGACAAGCAGGAGAAGGUGAGUCAUCAUGUAAACGGUGCAACUGCAAGAGAUCCAAAUGUUUGAAGCUUUACUGUGAAUGCUUUGCUGCUGGAGUUUAUUGCAUAGGGCCAUGUUCAUGUGUAGAUUGCUUCAACAAACCUAUCCAUGAAGACACUGUCAUGGCUACUCGCAAACAGAUUGAAUCCAGAAAUCCCCUUGCAUUUGCUCCUAAAGUCAUCGGAAACUCUGAUUCCAUCAUGGAAGUUGGUGAUGAUGCAAAAAGCAAGACUCCUGCUUCUGCACGACACAAACGUGGCUGCAACUGCAAGAAGUCAAACUGUCUGAAGAAAUAUUGUGAAUGCUAUCAGAGUGGAGUUGGUUGUUCCAUAAAUUGUAGAUGUGAAGGAUGUAAGAAUGCAUUUGGCAGAAAAGAUGUCUCUGCAGGGUCUUCAUUUACUAGCAUGGAUAAAGAAAAUGAAACAUCUAGCAGAGGCAGAACAGAGAAACAACCUUCAACACCAAUGCCGUUAAGACAACCAUUGGCUCAACUUCCCAUCUCAUCCAACAACAUGCUGCUUACUCAUCAACAUCUUCAUGGAGCUUCUGGAUCUUCCUUACACAUGAGCCAAUCUUUCAGAAGACAAGACAUGAGUUUGAUGUCCCAUUCAAAGAUUGAGAUAAUCACAGAGGAGAGGAGGGCAGAUAAUAUUGAGAAUCUAAUCGAGUCUCCUAUGACAAACAUGAUCAAUGCUUUAUCUCCCAACAGCAAAAGGCUUUCUCUGCCUCAUGUCGUCGGUUCAUCAGAGUUGAGCCCAUGGAGAAGAAAUGGUGGAAGGAAGCUGUUACUGUCAAUUCCUACUUUUCCUUCUCUCACUCCACACCAUUAAAAUAUUCUUUAAUUCUUUGAUAUAUUUUUUUUG
Messenger RNA from Brassica oleracea var. oleracea, 1769 nucleotides. Its product is annotated as protein tesmin/TSO1-like CXC 3. NCBI's taxonomy places the organism in Eukaryota, Viridiplantae, Streptophyta, Magnoliopsida, Brassicales, Brassicaceae. Bases 15 to 1736 code for a protein of 573 amino acids. Gene Ontology annotation, molecular function: DNA-binding transcription factor activity. The transcript is spliced from 9 exons. The record is from RefSeq and is a predicted model, not a curated record.